ACCCAUACACCGCUGUCAACGUCAAGCAGAGUGUCAAUGAAGAGAGAAAAUAUGUAGUUUGUUUGUGUUUUUUGUAUAUGUUAAAGAGUCUUUCAAAAUGGGGAUCCUCGUUGACAGCUCGAUAAUGAUAGGAUCCAUGCUGGUCUUCUUUAUUGGAGGAUGGGUAUGGUUUGUGAAAAAGAUAUUCCGUGACUAUGAAGUCCAUAAUACGAUGGUCCAGCUUUUCUUCCCAAUGAUUUUUAUGCUGUCAUGCACCAUGUUCGAACUUAUUAUUUUUGAAAUUGCAGCUGUUCUUGAGUCAGGAUCUAGAUACCUUUACUGGCAAGUGGUCUUGUACUCCAUGCUCAUCAUGCUCAUUCUUGUCAUACCAUUCUACCUAUGUCACUUUGCUGUUUCAAAUAUCAGGAUGGUUCGUCGAGAAUGGGUUGGUGUACUAUCAGUGUUUACAUGGGGAGUGUUUAUGGUCUGCUUUUGGAAGAUUGGUGACCCAUUCCCCAUCCUUAGCACACAACAUGGUAUUCUCUCCAUAGAACAGAGUAUCAGUAGGAUUGGUGUUAUUGGAGUGACAGUAAUGGCUGCCUUAUCAGGAUUUGGUGCUGUCAACUAUCCUUAUACUUCUAUGAAUAUCUUCAUGCGCCCUGUUACCAAGUAUGAUAUACAGGCACAGGAACGGCGCUUAUUGCAGACUAUUGAUGUUAUUGUUAGCAAGAAAAAGAGAAUAGCACUAGCAGAAAGAGAAAGACAGACAUCAAAGGUGGAAGUUGAUAGUGGGGCACGGUCAAGGAUUUGGGGCUUGUUACGCAGUGUCACCACCAGUAGUCCAGAAGGGGAGAGCAUUGCAGCAUUGAAACAGGAGGUUGCAGCCUUGGAGGAACUGUCUCGACAACUUUUCCUAGAGACCGUUGAACUGCAGGGCCAACGGGAGAGAUUAGAGUGGGCCAGCACAUUCCAGGGACGCUUUUUCAACUUUAUGGGUUAUUUUUUCUCGUUGUAUUGCUCGUGGAAAAUUUUUAUUUCUCUAGUAAAUAUAGUGUUUGAUCGCGUUGGGAGAAAAGAUCCCGUGACCAAAGGCAUGGAGAUUGCCGUGCACUGGUUAGGGUUUGAUAUCGAUGUGCAGUUUUGGUCUCAGCACAUCUCCUUUUUCCUUGUUGGGUGCAUCAUCGUUACUUCCAUUCGAGGAUUUAUUCUAACUCUUACCAGGUUUUUCUAUGCAGUUUCUAGCAGUAAAUCAUCAAACAUUAUUGUGCUAGUGUUGGCUCAGCUUAUGGGCAUGUACUUCGUUUCUAUGGUGAUGCUCAUGCGAAUGAACAUGCCCCUAGAGUACAGGACAAUAAUUACACAGGUUUUGGGUGAUCUCCAGUUCCACUUCUACCACCGAUGGUUUGAUGUUAUAUUUCUAGUAUCAGCACUUACCACAAUGGGCAUUCUGUACUUGGCCCAUAAACAAGUCAAUACUUCAGACAAGACAGAAAGCUUUUAUGAACCCAAGUGGUGACAAAAAGUUCAGACUUUGUCAGCUCAACUGAAAAUUAUUGUUAUGAACUUAAGUGCCCCCUUCCCCCUGGCUGAAAUAUAGCUGUUUAUGUGUGAAGGAACUUUUACAUGACAAAACUUAAAUAUAGCCAGCAACUCUCCUAUUUAGUAUUAAUGCUCUGAAGACUAAAAUCUAAUUCUUUCUAGACAAGCUAUGAAAAAAGAACCAAAUAAUGGGAAACUUAAAAUGUGGUUUGUAAAAUGAGUUUCUUCUAAAGAUUCUAAUGACUUGAUAUGAUAAUAGGAAGAGUAAAAUGUAAUAUAUUAAAAAUGUUGUUUGUACUGGUAUGAUGACUAAACCAGGUAAAAUGUAAAAUGAAAAUAGCUUGACUAAUUAAAAAAAGAUGAAGAUAUACAAGUAAUUUUUCUUUUUUUAUGUAUAAACACCAGGUAUUAAGGAAAUUUAGUAGCAAUGGUGUAUGGGUUGAAAAUAUGAUUUUAUUUUUAUUGCAUUGAAAAUUUUAUAUUUUGAAUAUGAUAUAUGCAAUGUGGUGCAGACUACUACUAACUAAAAUAAAACUUGUUCAUAA
Messenger RNA from Penaeus chinensis, 2063 nucleotides. RefSeq names its product Golgi pH regulator-like (gene GPHR). Gene Ontology annotation, cellular component: Golgi cisterna membrane. The transcript has 11 exons. The record is from RefSeq and is a predicted model, not a curated record. The coding region runs from base 98 to 1495 and encodes 465 amino acids. Gene Ontology annotation, molecular function: voltage-gated monoatomic anion channel activity. Gene Ontology annotation, biological process: intracellular pH reduction. Lineage: Eukaryota; Metazoa; Arthropoda; Malacostraca; Decapoda; Penaeidae.